CAUGUUAUUAGAGGAUGAUUAAAGAAUUAAUCAGACUUAAAUAGAAAUAACAAUAGAAGACCUGUAGUUGAUAGAAGAUUCUAUAUUGAAUUAGCAAAGGUAGACAUCGAACAUAAAUUAAGAUGUAAGUUAAUAAUCAAAUCUGAGACAGAAAUUGAAAGAUAAUACGUGCAAAACAUUAUCAAUAAUAAUGUAAGCAGAUGGUGUAUACAAUUUGUUAGCGUAUAAUGAAGAAGACUUGAAAGAUUUUAUUGAAGACUCUACAAUAGCAAUUCAAGAAAGUAAAUGGAAACCAUAAGGAUGGGAUAAGUUUAUGUUUGAAAGUUUAAUAUAGAGGAACUAAAAGAGAGCAUCCAUUAGUAUAGGAAUGGAGAGAUGCAUGGAUAGAUACUUAAUAUGCAGUGUUAUCUGCUUCGACGAAAACAAACAUUUGGUGGUUGCUAAUACUAAAUAUGGCAACAAUAUGAAUUAUGAGAUGGGUUGUGAAAAAUAGGGAAGUCUGAUUCGAAAAAUUUAUUUAGUUCUAUUAAGGGAAUAUUUUAAUACAAUGGUUUCAAUAAUAUAUUGGAUAAUAGACACAGAAGAAAGAUUCUUUAAAUAAAUAUAAUAGAAUGAUUGGGCAAAAUAACAUCGUAUGCAUAUUUAGACAGAAGGCCAAGUAAAGACAUAAAUACAAAGGUUAUUAGAUGAUGGUGAUGAUUUUUAAAGAAAUGGAAUGAAAUAUAAGAUAACAGAUGCAUUUUUUUAAAGAUUAAAACAGGGAUAAUAACAAUUACAAAUAUGA
Paramecium sonneborni is the source of this 784-nucleotide messenger RNA. Lineage: Eukaryota; Ciliophora; Oligohymenophorea; Peniculida; Parameciidae. The record is from the annotation of a GenBank genome assembly.